UGGGGUUGGAGAGGAGCACUCUGGGAGGAAGCCCACAAGCCCUCUCUUCGAGGCAAGAGAGAUUCAUUGCAUCUUCCAAUGUGGUGCUGGCUGACCUUGGAAAUUGGGAAACUGAGGAGGAGCUCCAAACAGAAAGAAAAGGCUCAAAUCAGAGACAUCAGAAAGAAUCAUGGCUGCAGGUCUUAUUUCAAGUAUUUCAGAAGAGCUCAAAUGCUCUAUCUGCCUAGAUUUGCUCACAAAUUCCAUGUCAAUAGCCUGUGGUCACAAUUUCUGCGAAGACUGUAUCCUCAAGCACAUUCAAUUGUCUGGUAGCUAUAGCUUUCCAUGUCCUGAGUGUCGGAGAGUUUCUGAGUUGAAGAAUCUCUGGCCUAAUCAACAACUGUGCAAAGUAGUACAAUCCUUCAAAUUGGUCCAUCCCCCUUUGAGAAGAAGCCUGAAUCAGAGAAAAGUGAUGAAGACAAAAUUCUAUGAGGAAAUCACUCUGGAUCCUAAAACUGCCCAUCCUGGAAUCAUCUUAUCCACAGAUAGGAAAACAAUGAGAGGAAACGAUGCAUGGAAGAAGUUGUAUUGUGAUGUGGAACAAUCUGAUCAAAGUAGUCCUGUUCUAGCAACUCAGAGCUUCAAGUCUGGGAGACAUUAUUGGGAAGUGACAGUGGGAAACAGUUCUGCUUGGGAUGUUGGUCUUUGUGAGAACUCUGUAAAAAGAAAGGGAAUAGUUUCACCAUGUUGUUCUACUGGAUACUGGCUUUUGAGUCUGAGACAAAGUUAUUAUCUAAUCUGUACCAUACCUAGGACCAGAAUUCCCUUAACAGGGAAACUCUACAAAGUGGGGAUCUUUCUGGAUUAUGACAUGGGAGAUAUAGUGUUUUAUGAUGUAGACAGGAGAUGUCAUAUCUAUACAUUCACCAGCUCCUUUUUAGAGCCUCUCAUCCCUAUAUUUUCUAUCGGCCUCAACUCCAAGAAUGAAAAUAUUUUGUUGAUAGACCCAAUAUCAGAUGAGGCUGAAGAAACUUCCUUCAGAGAGGAACCCAGCCUGUGACUACCAUACUUCUAUAUUUUCCCCUUCUAUAUUGUGAUGAACUUCAUUUUGAGAGCAGGAAGUUUUGUUAUUUUGUAAUAUUCAUGCAAGGAACUGCAUACAAGAGGGAGGUCAAUAUAAGAUAGAUUGAAAGUCAAUACUUGAGAGACAGAAUUUGCUCCAUAAACUAUGUGAGUUUAGAAAAUUCAAGAAUGAGGAAGUUUAUUUCCAAAAGACAGAUGGAAAGAACCCAUCAAAGAAUGAAAAAUAAACAUAACAAAAUUAUAAAGAUCAAACAAGGCUCAAGUGAAGACAUAUGAGAAAACAUUUCCAAUGUACAACUUAAUGGCAGUGGGAGAUGCACAAAUGUUUUAUGCUGCAGUACUCUCUCAUAUGAAUGGCAAUGAGUAUUUUUAUUAAUUCUUGGACAAGUUGUUUUAAUUAGUUCAGAAAAGAAAAAGAAAAAAAUUUGGAACCAAAACCAUCUUGCACAGAGUGUGUAAACUUGAACAUCUUAGUCUAAUUAUUUGGAUUUACACUUCAUAUCUUAUUUGAUAUUUCCUGACCUGUGUAUAGAUUCCAAAGAAUUGUAGAGAAAAACUAGUAAAGGUGGAAAUAAUGUCAACUUCUUUCUUCCUAAAGAUCACAUUGUAUACAUGUGAACCACUGAAUCGAGGAUAAAUCACCUUGAAGUAUAGUAAUAAUUAUGUGAUGUGAAUUUCUAAGUACUAGAUGCAAGAUUGAAAUAGAGACAAAAUACCAACUGAUUACAAAAGUAGAAUGGUUUUAAUAGUGUUUAAACUGAUUAAAAACAUAUCAAAUAAAAAGGAAAAACACUUUUGAAAUGAUUUUUUAAUCUCUUCAU
Molecule: messenger RNA, 1883 nt
Organism: Sarcophilus harrisii (Tasmanian devil)
Lineage: Eukaryota; Metazoa; Chordata; Mammalia; Dasyuromorphia; Dasyuridae
Product: ret finger protein-like 3
Exons: 1
Coding region: 170-1039 (289 amino acids)
Molecular function (GO): protein binding
Source: RefSeq, a predicted model, not a curated record